This is a messenger RNA of Protomyces lactucae-debilis, 1500 nucleotides long. RefSeq names its product HAD-like domain-containing protein. The coding region runs from base 53 to 1423 and encodes 456 amino acids. The record is from RefSeq and is a predicted model, not a curated record. Gene Ontology annotation, molecular function: phosphoprotein phosphatase activity. The transcript has a single exon. Lineage: Eukaryota; Fungi; Ascomycota; Taphrinomycetes; Taphrinales; Protomycetaceae.
AGACCAACUUCCAUAAGCCAGAGACAGCAAGGGUCUGUAGCUAGCCAGAGACAUGCUCAGGACGUGUCUUGCCGCUGCCAUCAGGGCACCGACCAAGGCAUCCCAGGGGCUAUUGCUCAGCAGCCGGCGAUAUGCCUCAGAGAAGCCAACAUCAGACAACACCUCUCCCGACGAUGCACAAGAUCCACUUAAAUCAGCACAGCAGCCACCACCGUUGCCUGCAGGGGGUGCGCCGCCUGUUGGUGAUGCAAAGCCGCCAUCGCUCGAAGGAAAUCCAGACUUGCUUGCCAUGUUGCAAGAUGCAGGAGAAGCGCCUGCUCGGCCGACAAAGGCGACAGGUGGCGGAUACAAAUCCACAGCCGACCGAAAGCGAGAACGCAUGGCGAAUGUGUUUCUAGGCAUUUUCUUGCUUGGUGCAUUGGGUGGUGCUGCGUAUCUCGCUUCAGAGUCGGCAGACUCAGAGAUCAAGGGAUACACGCCGGGUGCCAUCUAUGAGCGCCUCAAGGAACGCUUUACAGGACAAGUGAAGCACUACACAGAGCCAGCAUUUGCUAAACUCCUGCCUGAUCCACUCCCCGAGCCUUACCAAAGACGCUAUACGCUUGUACUGGAUUUGGAUGAUUUGCUCAUCCACAGUGAUUGGUCGCGUGAGUAUGGCUGGCGGACAGCGAAACGGCCCGGCCUCGACUACUUCCUCUCCUACCUCUCACAGUACUACGAGAUUGUCGUCUUUACCAAUCAAUAUGCAGGGACUGCGUUGCCUAUUGUACAAAAGCUUGACCCUUACCGCUCGAGUCUGUCGGCGACCUUGUUUCGCGAAUCUGCACGGUAUGAAGAUGGCAAAUUCAUCAAGGAUCUGAGCUACAUGAAUAGAGCACUCGAACGUGUCAUUCUCAUGGACACAAACAAAGAUGCUGCUUCUGCUCAGCCAGAGAAUGCCAUCAUUCUCGAACCAUGGAAGGGAGAUGUCGGGCCUAGCUCCAAUGCAAAGGAACUUCUCAGUCACUUGCCGUUCCUGGAGUAUCUUGCAGCAGUCGAGGUGGACGACGUUCGACAAGCACUCAGAUCCUACCAGGGUAAGCACAUCCCUACAGAGUAUAUGGAGCGUGAGAAUGCCCUACGGCAGCAAAUCGCAGAGUCUCGCAAGACGAGUCGGUCAACUGGGUUCUUUGGUGGUAAACCAAAAGCAGGCAAAGAAGCACCCGUGGAGAUUUUCAUGGAUCAACAACGUAAACGUGCACAAGCAGCACAUAAGGAGUAUAUGCAGUACUUGAAGGAUAAUGGUGCAAAGAUGCUGGCGGAGGAAAAGGCAAAAGAGGCAGAGAUGAUGGCAGGCAUGAAGACGAGUAUUGUUGGCUGGCUCGGGUCUUCUGGACAACCGCCUACUAGUCAGCCUGAGCAGCCUGCAGCGAGGCAGAAUUAAGACUUGCUGCAUCUUGACACAUAUCUCCUCUCUCUCAUACUCUCAUAUAGUGACCCCUGCAUCUGUGUUGGAACUCG